AUGUUUACUUCUGAUCCUUGGACAAAAAGUAAGUAUGCAAAGGAACAAGUUGGGAUCAAGGUGAAGACAAUCAUUUUGAGUGAUGAGAAUUUUUGGCAAUCGGUUAUUAGUUGCCUGAAAAGUGUUAUUCCGAUAGUGAAAGUACUGAGACUUGUGGAUGGAGAUGACAAACCGGGAAUGGGAUACAUUUAUAAGGCUAUUGACAAGCCAAAAGAACAGAGUCAGGCCAAUUUCAAGAACGUGAAGCGUAGGUAUGAGGUUUACAUGAAAAUUAUUGAUUUGAGAUGGAACACACAACUCCAUGGACCUCUUCAUGCAGCAGCUGGAUACUUUCUUAAUCCUCGACUUUGCCCAAAUAUUGAUGUCAAACUUGGAUUUUAUGAUGCCAUCAAAAGAAUGUGCCCAUCAUCGGCAGCGGAAAGGUGCAAAAUUGAUGGACAAAUAGAUUUAUUUACUAGUGCCGGGGGAUGUUUGGUCAUGAGAUGGCUAGGGAGAUUAGAGACAGAAAACAUCCAGUCAUAUGGAGAUUCUGCUCCCGAGCUCCAAAGAGUUGCUGUUUGUAUUUUAAGUGCCACAUGUAGUGCUUCUGGAUGUGAAAGAAAUUGGAGCAUAUUCGAGCAGGAAGGAAAAGGAGAUUCUUAUGAUCCAAUAUGCUUGUCAGACGAGGAAUCUGAUGAUGAGUGGAUCACUGAGAAAGAUGGUGCUUCUUUUCAAACAGAUCCUACAUGGAUGGAUGUGCAUGAUUGGUUUCAAAUUACGGAAGUUGAAGCAAAUAAAAAGAAACGAAAAAGAGGUUUGUAA
Papaver somniferum (opium poppy) is the source of this 801-nucleotide messenger RNA. RefSeq lists its product as uncharacterized. NCBI's taxonomy places the organism in Eukaryota, Viridiplantae, Streptophyta, Magnoliopsida, Ranunculales, Papaveraceae. The transcript is spliced from 4 exons. Bases 1 to 801 code for a protein of 266 amino acids. The record is from RefSeq and is a predicted model, not a curated record.